Melampsora larici-populina 98AG31 is the source of this 777-nucleotide messenger RNA. RefSeq lists its product as uncharacterized. NCBI's taxonomy places the organism in Eukaryota, Fungi, Basidiomycota, Pucciniomycetes, Pucciniales, Melampsoraceae. The transcript is spliced from 4 exons. Bases 1 to 777 code for a protein of 258 amino acids. The record is from RefSeq and is a predicted model, not a curated record.
AUGGACGCGCGAUUGGGGUUUCAAUUCGUGAAAUUGAGAUCCCACAAGGCAUAUGCGAAAUCAAAUACAAAAACAUUAAAAACACGGUCUUCUCCGUGUGAUACCAAGCCUCAAAGAUUACUCGAAGCAAGCACUGCAAUGGAUAACCCUAACAAGCAAUCGAAAGGAUCCAUCAAGAAACAAAAUAGACAGGUUUCCAAAUGGAUCCCUGAUCACAACACCCCGUACUGCAGAUCUGUGACUGAUUUUGUGAAAUACUUGCUCGGACGAACCGGUCUGACUCCCUAUCCCUCUGGUCCGACUCUGGUUGAGAUUUCAAAACUUCCUCGACUUACUUCAUCUGAAAUCAUCGAGGAUACCUCCAUAUUCCAAACCCAUCUAGACACCGAACCCAUCACUGUCAGCGACAUCAAACUGCUACCACGACAAAAGGCCUCGUGGUCACAAUACAGGCAGUUGUUCUUUCACGAACUGGCCAACUACGGAAUUCUACGUGCAACACUUGACUGGAAGGAACCACCAGAGUCCCCUUGGAACUCUAUCAUUUUAGCUUGCGUUGCGAAACAUUACAACUGGGGACUCAACCGAGGCGUGUUCUCCUUAUACCCGAUUAACCCGCGACAUCAUGGGAAUGUUAUGUGCUUGGGUACGUUGGAAAGGUGGCUCCGCGGGCACACAGAUGAAAUAACGAGGGCUCGGAAAAACCCUCAUAUCUCCUCAAUUCAAAAGAAAUCAGCACGUCGCAGCAGUGUUAGUUCAAAGACAUAUCACUUGUGA